AUGGCGGGACCGGCAGCGAACCUCCACGACCCGAACGUCACGUUCGAAGAGUAUCUCUACUGGGCCGCCAUCACACGGGCCGAGGAGAAGCUGGCCAACGAGCGGUAUCUGCAGGUUCAGGGCCCGACGACAUGGAAGAGCGUCAUAAAGGAUAGGUUCCGUAAGGGCGACGAGCACGAGGAGAGGUUCCAAGGCGGGAACGGAGGCGUCAGUGGUGUUGCCGGCGCCGCGGGCAACGGCGAGAAGAGCGACGACGGGAGCGACAAGGUGUUGCAGCAGCCUGCGUCGGACGGACACGACGGGGCGGCAGCAGCAGCAGCAGCAGCAGCAGCCGUUACGCCUGAGGAGUGGAAGAGGGCAAGUCGGGCGAUGAGGACCGCGAGCUGGGGCGCCAUCUUCUACCUGAUUACGACAGACAUCCUAGGACCGUUUUCAACGCCCUCCGGCUGGAUCCUCUACCAGUCCUUCCUCGGCCUCGACUCGGACCGGUACCCGCUCCGGGGCUACGGCGACCUGUACUUCCGCGUCUUCGGCGCGCGGGCGCGACACGCCGUCAACCUCGCCCAGGGCCUGCAGCUGCUGCUCUUCGUCGGCGUGCUGAUCCUUGGCAACGGGCAGUCCAUCGCCCAGAUCUCCCGGGGUCCAGACGGCGGCGCGGGCGUCUGCUUCGUCGCGUGCCUAGUCAUUUUCACGGCUGCCGGCUUCGUGCUCGGCCAGGUGCGCACGCUGCAGCGCUUCUCGUGGAUCGCGAACCUGGCCGUCUGGGCGAACCUGCUGAUCAUCUUCAUCUGCAUGGGCGUCGUGGCGCAUUCGCCGCCCAACUUCGCCGCGACCAGAGCCUCCUUCGGCGACGCCUUCGGUCCCGGGCCCGUCCUGACGUACGCCGGCACGCCGCCCCCCGGUAAGGCGUCCGGAGGGUCCGGGUUCUUGGGGUCGAUGAACGGGCUCAAUCAGGCCGUCUACUCGUACGGCGGGUGCCUCAUCUUCGCGGCCUUCAUGGCCGAGAUGCGGCACCCGAUGGACUUUUGGAAGGCGCUGCUGUGCGGCGAGGCCUUCAUCUACGCCUGCUACCUCGUCUUCGGACUGUACGUCUACUCGUUCCAGGGCCAGUACGCCUUCAACCCGGUCACGCAGAGCCUAUCGCCGUACUGGUGGCAGACGGCGACCAACGUCCUCGGGCUCGCCACGGGGCUGGUCGCGGCGGGCCUGUACGGGAACAUUGGCAUGAAGGUGCUCUACGUCGAGCUGCUUCAAGGCGUCUUCGGGGCUCCGCCGUUGACGGAGGCGGCGGGUAAGUUGCUGUGGGCGGCGGCGGUGCCGGCGUAUUGGGCGCUCGCCUUCGUCGUCGGCGCCGCCGUGCCGCAGUUCUCGCUGGUGUCGGGCUUCAUCGGCGCACUCUUCAUCCUGAGCUUCACCUACACCCUGCCGGCGCUGCUCGGGCUUGGGUUCUGGGUCCGCAGGGACGCCAUGGUGCCCGAGGAGGAAGGGUUCGACCCGGUGACGGGGCGGUACGCGUACGUCGACGGCGGGUUCCGGCGGUACUGGAGGGGGUUCCUGAGGCGGCCCGUCUUCAACACGUGGAACUUUGUGUACAUGCUCGGCGGGCUCGUGACGACGGCGCUGGGCAUGUACUCGUCGAUUGAGGGCUUGGUGGAGGCGUUCGACGGCAAGUCUCGGGCCACGAGCUUUGGGUGUGCGAGCCCGGUGUAA
Molecule: messenger RNA, 1710 nt
Organism: Colletotrichum destructivum
Lineage: Eukaryota; Fungi; Ascomycota; Sordariomycetes; Glomerellales; Glomerellaceae
Product: Putative amino acid transporter, transmembrane domain-containing protein
Exons: 3
Coding region: 1-1710 (569 amino acids)
Biological process (GO): amino acid transmembrane transport
Molecular function (GO): L-amino acid transmembrane transporter activity
Source: RefSeq, a predicted model, not a curated record